AACCCGCCCCCCUAAACUGCUGCGGUCUGCUCGCUGGUCGCAAGUUGUUUCAGUUCUGUGCAGCAUCUGAACAAGCCAAACAAGGAGGAACAACACUUGUGUUGAAAAUAUAUCGUGCACUUCAGGAUGGACAUUAGUGCUGCUGAGCCAACAGACCUGACUGGGGCUGAGGAGGCUGAAAUAGAGACAAUCAGGAAGCACAAACAGGAGCUCUUGGAUGACAUUAAGAGGCUGAAGGAAGAGAUUGCUGAGGUGUUUGCAGAGAUUGAACGUUUCCAACAUGCAGAGAAGCAAGAGCUGUCACAGAGGGAUAAAAUUCUGUCCCUGGGCCGGAAGAAAUUCAACAUGGAUCCUGAAAAGGGGAUCCAGUAUCUGAUUGAGCAUCAGGUGUUGUCCUCAGACCCGCAGGAGAUUGCCAGAUUCCUCCACAAGGGUGAAUGCCUGAACAAGACAGCCAUUGGGGAUUACCUGGGUGGGAGGGACCCCACAAACAUUCAGAUCCUCCAGGCUUUUGUGGCAUGUCACCAGUUUGCCAACCUCAACCUGGUGCAGGCCCUGAGACAGUUCCUCUGGAGCUUCCGGCUACCCGGGGAGGCGCAGAAGAUUGAUCGGAUGAUGGAGGCCUUUGCCAACUGGUACUGCAGGUGUAACCCAGGAGUGUUCCAGUCCACAGAUACCUGUUAUAUACUCUCCUUCUCUAUCAUCAUGCUUAACACCAGCCUGCACAACCCCAAUGUGAAAGACAAACCSCACUUUGAGAGGUUUGUGUCCAUCAACAGAGGCAUUGACAAUGGAGGGGACCUGCCAGAAGAGCUCUUAAAGAAUCUGUUUGAGAGCAUAAAGAACGAGCCGUUCUCCAUACCAGAGGAUGAUGGCAAUGACCUCACCCACACUUUCUUCAACCCUAACCAUGAAGGCUGGCUGCUGAAACUAGGAGGACGUGUGAAAACCUGGAAACGCCGUUGGUUCAUUCUGACUGAUAACUGCCUGUAUUACUUUGAAUAUACCACGGACAAAGAGCCUCUGGGCAUUGUCCCCUUGGAGAACCUGUCAGUCCGGAAGGUGGAUGACCCCAAAAAGCCGAAUUGCUUUGAACUCUUCAAUCCCAACUGCAAAGGGCAGAAGAUCAAAGCCUGCAAAACAGAUGGGGAUGGGAAGGUGGUUGAAGGCAAGCAUCAAUCCUACAAGAUCUCAGCAGCUACACCAGCAGAGCGUGAUGAGUGGAUCGAGGCAAUACGGUGA
Messenger RNA from Malurus melanocephalus (red-backed fairy wren), 1242 nucleotides. It is a transcript of the gene CYTH4, whose product is annotated as cytohesin 4. Gene Ontology annotation, molecular function: guanyl-nucleotide exchange factor activity. The record is from RefSeq and is a predicted model, not a curated record. Lineage: Eukaryota; Metazoa; Chordata; Aves; Passeriformes; Maluridae. Gene Ontology annotation, biological process: regulation of ARF protein signal transduction. The transcript is spliced from 12 exons. The coding region runs from base 127 to 1242 and encodes 371 amino acids.